Messenger RNA from Puntigrus tetrazona (Sumatra barb), 1862 nucleotides. RefSeq names its product pro-neuregulin-4, membrane-bound isoform-like. The coding region runs from base 687 to 1022 and encodes 111 amino acids. Gene Ontology annotation, biological process: positive regulation of mitotic nuclear division; epidermal growth factor receptor signaling pathway; positive regulation of cell population proliferation. The transcript is spliced from 6 exons. The record is from RefSeq and is a predicted model, not a curated record. Lineage: Eukaryota; Metazoa; Chordata; Actinopteri; Cypriniformes; Cyprinidae.
GAGCGAAGCAGUCUCGCUGAGAACCACACCUGCUCUUAACGCACUUAAAACAAAACGCCGCCACCCCUCACCCUUUCUAUUAAAGAAGGAACCUAAAGUUUCACUUCCAGUGAUCCGAUCUCAGCGCUCGAAUCGGCUCAAAGUAACAAGAAGAUACGGAGAAGCCUUCUUCCUCAUUGAAAGUUACUGCGUCUCUUUUUGUGAUGCAACGGCAGGUAAUUCCCUGCAAAUUGGCUCCUGUUGUGUUCUAGCGACGCACGAUGAGAAUCGUUCCAUUCACAAAUGCGGACAAACAGCAAUCACAACAUUUCUGAGCUCAAAGGGAUCCGCCCACCGCACUUAUGUGGCUCUGAAAUGCACGGUGACGUUUAGACCAGGAGUUAUUUGAGGAAGACGAGGUGACUCACCUGCACUGGAUUUCACCUGGACGGUAAGUCUUCACUGACGUUUCCCUGAAACGCAGCGUGCCAUUGGGAUUUCGUACGUCUAGGCAAACUUUCAGAAACCUCGAAAAGUGCAUGAAGUCGAGCAAGAUUUCGGAGAGUCCUGUGAGAAUAGGACAUUUGCUCAAGAAAAAACUAAUCGGAGAAGCAGAACACUUCAUCAAAAGACUAAAACCGUGAUCAUCAAGUGACUGCUGUCAGUAGAAAUUUCCAAUUUCCGAGAAGAUCUACUUAGCGUUCCCCAUGAUGGCAGUAGAACACGGUGACCCUUGCACUGGGCCAGAAGCCAACUUUUGCAUGAAUGGAGGAACAUGCUUUAAAAUACCCUUGGUGUCCACUCCCACGUGUGUCUGCAGCGCCAGCUAUGAGGGCAGCAGAUGUGAGCAGUUCCAGCUGUUCAGUUUCUCCCGGGACAGUGAGGAGAAGGGCAUGAUCGCUGCUGUGGUCAUCGUCGCCCUCCUCAUCCUGGUGGUGCUUGCUGUGGUCAUCUACUACAUCUGCAAAAUAAAGAGAAAACCCCGGAACCAAGCCAAACCCGAGGAGUACUGGAGAGUCCGGUCCAACAGUCAGACGGUGUGACUCCGCUCUUAAAACACAUGAAUCGUGAACUCGACAGCUUUACCUGCUAACAUCGACCCCUUGUGGAGAUCUCGAAGUCAAUGUGAAAAUCUGUCACUCUCUCAAAAUAUCUUUCUUAAUGUUCGUAGAUUUUGUAAAUAGUUUCUGUCGGUUAAAACGCCUUAAUUUAAAUACGUAACAAGGAUGCAGAUCGUUUACGCGCCAGCUGUUACCAUGCCAGAUGUUUAAUGGAAAGCAAAACAUUUCAAAACGAGCAUCCUCAGCCUAGAUUUUAGUUUAAAGUAGAUAGACUUGAUAAUAUAUAACAUGAUGGUCAUGUGUGCCGUGUACAUACAUUUUUACACUGUGCUGUUUUUGUUUUGGAUGAAACUUUGAUUAUACUCAUUCCUUUUUUAUUAUAAUCCGCUGGAUCACACUGGUAGAUUUUUUUUUAUUAUUAAAUGUAAGUAACAACAACAUGCUCAAUCAUUAAAACACUCCACCGGACUGGAUAUACAAUCAUUUUAUAAAAUAUAUUGGGACAAUAGUCAAACCUUUACAUAACCGAACACGUUCAUGUCAUAUAAUCAUGUUAUUUUUUCUGCAGUAUGUGUAUACUGUUUACAAUAUGCAUGUUUUUGCAUGUCCAGUACCUAGAUGAACUGUCUGAAUACACUUUAUACAGCAGAGCACAGGUCAUGCAUAAUGUGUCCCAAAAUGCAAUGUGAUUCCAGUGAGAUGAAUGAAGAUGUAUAAAUAUUAACAAAAGUUUGACCCGUGUUUUCUUCUCACUAUGUCCAAAAAUGUAUAUAUUUACAUAAACUUUUUCAAACAUCAAUUAAAAAGAUUUUAAGAUUUUGA